AUGAAAUAGACAUACAAUCCAAAUAGAGAAUACUUGUCAAUUUAUAAAUAAAUUUGUUAAGAAUAACAUGUACAUUUAAGUAAAACAAUAAGUAUAUUUUUUGGAUAAUAUUUUAUAGCAUAGGGUUUGAAAGAUUAAUCACUAAAAUUGAAUGCCAUUUUAAUAAGAAUAGAGGAUAUAAUUCCAUUAUAAUUAUUAUUAAGUUUGUGUCAUUUUGAUUCAAUAAUUGUAUAUGGUAGAUUAAGAAAGAAAAUGAAUAAAAGUAUUAAUAAGCUUAAAUUUAUAAUAGAUGAUUUAGUAAGUUUAGAGGAACUAUAAUAAAUAAUAAAUGGAAUAUUAACAGCUAUAAAUUUAAAUUUGACAUAAAGUUAAUUCAAUUUAAUGCAAAUACAUAUUACUGAUUUGAUUUUGAGUCCAAAAGAUUGUGAAUCUAUAUCAUUUGGAUUAAAGAGUACAAAAACAUUAAAAGAACUUAAGAUUACAAAUUGUAGUUUAACAAGUUAACAUUUAUAAAUAUUAUCUGAACCAAUCUAAUAAUGUGUUUCAUUAAAUUUAUUAGAUUUAUCCAAUAAUUUAUUAAAAGAAAAUGCUGGAAUGAUAAUUGGUAAAAUAAUAAGUUCACAUGCAGGUAGAAGAGAUGAAAUGAAAUGGGCAGAAGAAAUAAGAGGAGAUGGUAAUAUAAUAAAUAAUAAAUUAUUAGAACCUCCAUAAUAAUUGGCAUUGUAAGGAUUAUGUGAAAUAUUUUUACAUUAGAAUAUGUUUGAUGAUAGAUGUGUAAAAGAUUUGUGUAAUUUUUUAAUGUAUGAUUCAUGGACAAAGAAUAUUGGUUUAAGAGAAAAUCAAAUAGGAGAAGAAGGUGUUAAAUUAUUUAGUUAGAUUUUGGAUACAAAUGAAUCCUUAAUCUCAUUAGAUCUUAGAGAAAAUCCAGGAUUUGUUGAACCAUAUUCUAAAGAUAUAUUUGAUAAGUUGGUUCGAAAUAUCAAAAUAUUUAAGGAAUAAAAGAAUUAUUAUGAAGAUGUUGAAGAGAAUUAAUAAGAUGAAUAUCCUAUCAUUUAAGAAUAAUAAUAAGAGGAAUCUGAAGAAUUAGGUUAGUAGUUUAUUUUAGUUAGAAUGUCCUAAUUGUAAGAAUUUAUUGAAGUAGAAUAAACAAUUGCAAAGAAGAAUAUAAUAAUUACAAUAGAGACCAAGAUAUGAUUCAUAAUUAAUGAAUUAAGAAAUAAAUAAGGAUGAUGAAUAAUAAUCAGGAGAUUUAUUGAUUUAAAUUGAGAAUAAAAUGAAUGAAUUAACUACAUUAAUGGAUAUGUUAGAAUAAUCUAAAUAAUAAUAAUAUUAAUAAUAAUCUGGAAACAAGGGGAAAAAGAAGAAGAAGAAAAUACUUAAGUAAACAAUUUGA
Messenger RNA from Paramecium pentaurelia, 1393 nucleotides. NCBI's taxonomy places the organism in Eukaryota, Ciliophora, Oligohymenophorea, Peniculida, Parameciidae. The record is from the annotation of a GenBank genome assembly.